CCUCUUCCUACUUCCCUUCCCUCCUCAACCCUUUAUCACCCUAUCAACCUGAAGGAGUGAGAAACAAAAGAAAGAAAGCGAAAGAAACAAUAUCAAGAAUCAGGACAAGAAAAAAGAAGAUGAACAAUACCCGUGAUUCCUCCUCCUCCCCCCCUCGCCACUGGCACGGGUCUGUCGGGGACCGCUAUGAGCAUCACAAUGUCUGGGUGACUGGCGGUCCCCCCGGCCCAUAUCGACGACCCUCUUUCCUCGAGUCCUUCCCAAUCGACCACUGGGUACGUCCUGAUCUGACACUAGUGUCUUGCGUUUCAUCGUUCAUCUGCACUGCAUCUGUCUUCGCUAUCUUUUAUUUUGAAUUUCAAGUUCACCACAUGUGAUGCAAUCUAACCCUAUCAAUACAGCCUUCCACAUCCUCCACAAUGUCUAGCAACUCCAGCAACUCGAACAACCCUGUCGACAGCCAAGCCAACC
This is a messenger RNA of Aspergillus campestris IBT 28561, 471 nucleotides long. RefSeq lists its product as uncharacterized. The transcript has a single exon. The record is from RefSeq and is a predicted model, not a curated record. The coding region runs from base 120 to 377 and encodes 85 amino acids. Lineage: Eukaryota; Fungi; Ascomycota; Eurotiomycetes; Eurotiales; Aspergillaceae.